Molecule: messenger RNA, 549 nt
Organism: Amoebophrya sp. A25
Lineage: Eukaryota; Dinophyceae; Syndiniales; Amoebophryaceae
Source: the annotation of a GenBank genome assembly
GCCAUUCGUACACAUUUACUCCGCAUUCCUGAAGGUCUGCUGGUGACCAAAAACGAUGUUCUAAAAGAUAUUAGACAAGGUGAUGUCCUCACAGCUUUCGAAAAAGAUGAUGGUCGCUUUGUGGAUUUGCGUUUGGCCAAAAGCGCCAAGAAAAAGAUGUUGAUGAAGAACAAAAUGUCGUUGGAGGAGUUAAGGCUUCAACAGAACAAAUCCAUCUCUCUUAGUCUUCUACUUGUUAGCCUUGCUUUUUAUCUUUUGCUGGUUUCUUUUAAUACAAAGGUGAGACCUCUGGGGCUGACAGGACCACAACAGGGCCGGCGCUUAGUUAGUCGCUGUAAGUAAGUACUUGCCUGGCCUUUCUUUUUCGGUUUUUGUUUUUUCUAGUUAGGCCUGCUCCGCCAACAAUAUAUGGGAUGAAUAAACGGGCAUUAUUAAUUAUGAAGAUGCUCCAGCACAAGAUAUUAGAUGAUGGAUUGCUACUUCUUCUGCCUCUAAAACAGGAGGACGAUGAAGCAGGAUGGUGGACAACAAUGCCUAUGGCAAUGCCGG